Messenger RNA from Brachypodium distachyon (stiff brome), 2943 nucleotides. RefSeq names its product ELF3-like protein 2. Bases 333 to 2537 code for a protein of 734 amino acids. The transcript has 4 exons. The record is from RefSeq and is a predicted model, not a curated record. Gene Ontology annotation, biological process: regulation of photoperiodism, flowering. NCBI's taxonomy places the organism in Eukaryota, Viridiplantae, Streptophyta, Magnoliopsida, Poales, Poaceae.
AGGGUAGGCCAGCCAGUCAAAAACCAAACCGAAAUCCCUUUCUUUGCGUUUGCUUUCCCCUCCAUCCGUUCCCCAAUCCCAGCUGCGAGCUGCUGAUAUCUCUCCCUCCCUCCCAGCAGCGGCAGAUCCGAGUUCCGCUUCUCCCGUGCUCCUCCUCCUGCUCCUCGCCAGGGCAGCGGGGGAUCGAUCGGAUUUUUGUUUCCUUGUGGAUUUGGAGUUCCGGAUUCGUGGAUCUUCCUUCACCCUCCCUCUGUUUCUCCUGUAUAUUUAUCUGCUCGCGGCCGCGGAGCCUAGACAUGCUCGCGGGGUUGCGGCUCUAGGGAGAGGGAGAGAUGAGGAGGGGCGGCGGCGGGCCGGCGCCGGCGGGGAAGGAGGACAAGGUGAUGGGCCCUCUCUUCCCCAGGCUCCACGUCAACGACACCCUCAAGGGCGGGCCUCGCGCGCCGCCCAGGAACAAGAUGGCGCUCUACGAGCAGUUCAGCGUCCCUUCACAGCGCUUCACGCCGCACCGCGCAUCCAGCUCCGCUCUCUCCUCCGCUUCCCCCGGACAGAUUGGUGGGAGCGACAGACCUCUCUUUCCAUCAUUUUGUGUGCCCUCAAAUGAACCUGCACGCUCGUCUGAACAUAUCAAUACCAACUCGAAUGGGCGGGAUGGCAAUGCUACAAGGGUAGAGUCUGGGAGGCAUUCCACCCAGCUUAAGAGCAAGGAUACCUAUGCUGCAGGAUCAACCGCCGAAUGUAGUUCACAACGUAGAGAGAACAGCGUGAAGAAUUCUUCUGGGAAGAAAUUGACUAAUGAUGAUGAUUUCACGGUUCCUUCUGUCUUCUGUUCUGGAGUGCCUCCUCAUUCCACUCAAGAAGUAGUGAGGAUCCAAGAGAAAUCCACAGCCUUCCCUAGUACAAGUCCAUAUAAGAGUGGGCCCACAAUGUCCAAAUCAUCUGCAAAGUGUUCCAACACCGACAAGAGAUACUUGGAAGGAACGAAUGUGUCAGACAUGAGAUCAAGGGAUUCUCCAAGUAUUAAGGACAAAGCACCACUAAAGACAAUGACAAACCUCGAUGUUGAAGAGAGAAGCUCAUCAUUUCAAAUAUCUAAAGAGAAGGCUGGGAAAGCAGACGAUAAAAUAUCUUCACACAGGGACAAGUUGAGUGAUCUAAAUGUUUUCGAUAAGCAACAUGCUAGAACCGAGGUGCAUCAGGCUAGAAGAACGAAUGAGAAUGCCGCCGAGUCUCAGAAUGCUCCAAAAGCUGGAAAUGGACCAUCCUCUACUAAUGUCGAACGCAAUGGUGCUUCUAAUCUGUUGGAAAAAGGCUUAAGGGUGACUGGUGAAAAGAGAAAAAGGUCAGAAGGACAUCACAAUGUGCAAAAGGAUGAUUCCUCAGAUUUGUCUGUAGAGUCUCUUCCUGGAUUGGAGAUUUCUCCGGAUGAUGUUGUUGGUGCUAUUGGUCCAAAGCAUUUCUGGAAAGCAAGAAGAGCUAUCGUCAAUCAGCAGCGGGUUUUUGCGGUCCAAGUAUUCGAGCUGCAUAGGUUGAUCAAAGUGCAGAAGUUGAUUGCGGCAUCUCCACACCUACUUAUUGAAGGAGAUCCGUGCCUUGGCAGUGCCCUGGCGACAAGCAAGAAGAAGCUGGCUGCAGGAAAUGUGGAAAAACAGCCUCCAUCAGCCAAAAACAAGGAUGAUGCACAGCUAACCCUUCAGCAGGUAGAGUACUCGAAAGAUAAUAUUGAAGGAAACCAGGCAUCACCAUCUCAAGAUGAUGUAGUUGUGGUUCAACACAACAAUCAAGCUGCAUCAAAUGGUGGGGAUACCAGUAACCCUCCUGCAAUUCCUGCUGCUCCUGACAACAAGCAGAGCAAUUGGUGCACUCCUCCUCAAAAUCAGUGGCUUGUCCCAGUUAUGUCUCCGUCUGAAGGACUUGUCUACAAACCUUAUACAGGGCCUUGCCCUCCAGCAGGAAGCUUCUUAGCCCCAUUUUAUGCAAGCUGUGCUCCUCUAAGUCUCCCAUCUACAGCUGGCGAUUUCAUGAACUCUCCAUAUGGAAUCCAUAUGCCUCAUCAGCCACAACAUAUGGGACUUGGUGGCCCUCCACCCAUGCCUCCAAUGUACUUCCCACCUUUUAGCAUGCCAGUGAUGAAUCCGGUGGUUUCAGCUUCUGCAGUUGAACAAGUGAGCCGUAUCGCUCCGGCACGGCCUAAUGCACACGUUGAACAUUAUUCAAGAAACUCGUGUAACAUGAGGAACGAAGCCAUGUCAGCCGGCAUCUGGAGAUUCCACGCAUCUAGGGACAGCGAGCUGCAAGCCAGCAGCGCAGCUAGCAGUCCUUUCGACAGGCAGCAGGGUGAAGCGAGGGGUCCUGCUGCACCACCACCCAUCCCUACAUCGUCAGCUGGAAACGGCCAGCCUCAGCCCUCCACCGGCAGCAAGGAGAACCCAGCAGGCGUCAUCCGGGUCGUCCCACACACCGCGCGGACCGCAUCAGAAUCAGCGGCGCGGAUCUUCCGGUCCAUACAGAUGGAGAGGCAACAGAAUGAUCCGUAAUCCGCGAGUGUACCUUACUCGAUUACUAGAAUUUACAUCUGGUUUGGUUAGCCAAAAAGCUUAGCCAAUUAGUGCUAGCUUCUGAGUAUGUUAUUUUUGAGGAGUAAUAGCAGUUACAUAUACUAUCAGCGAAAGUAAACCGGCUGUAUUUUGCCACUGUAAAUAUGCAAGUCAGGAGUAUGUUGUCCGAUGCUGGGAAGCCCAGGCCUUAUAUGAUGUAUAGCUAGCUAUGUUGUUGGGUUACAGGAAAGUGGAAUGCAGGUGUAUGUCUCAGAAUGAUGGCCUGGCCUGGCCUCUGUAUGAUGUGCAGCUAUCUAUGCUGGAUUAUAUAUAUAUGCUGCAUACAGAAUCUGCAAUUUGCUACCCUUGCCUGCCAAAAGAAUGGCAUAUGUAUAAAUUUUACUCA